AUGAGUGCAGCACACGAGUCAAAGCCACCACCAUCCUCCCGCGGCGCACGAGGCGCACGGGGUGGCGGUCGACGUGCCAACUUUGGAGGCUCCCUCACCUCUUCCGACUCAAAUCGUGUCGCAAGCUCAAGCUCCCGAGCGCGCUCCAACAACCCUUCAAGAGCGCCUAGGCCAUCAAAGCAUCAUGCCGAGUCGAACGAUGCUUCCACAGCGGUUGGCACUCUCGCCACUGUUCCAGUCGAAGCCGCUCAGCCCCAGUGCAAUGCCCAAGAUGACCAUAACAGCGGCGACAACGACAACGAUGAACUGCCUCCGGAAGCCGAGCUUUGCUUCAUCUGUGCCGACCCGAUCAAGCUCGUCUCGGUGGCUCGGUGCGACCAUCGCACUUGUCACAUCUGUGCGCUUCGUCUGCGCAUCCUCUACAAAAAAGACGAGUGCACGUUUUGCAAAUCCAAGAUUGACCGACUCAUCUUCACCUCGUCCUUGACAAAAAGCUUCUCGGACUUUGAACCGGCCGACAUCCCUUACACGGACAAAAAGCUUCCUAUCAGCUUCGAAACCAAAGAGGCGCUCGAGGAAUCCGUCCUGCUCUUACGCUAUAACUGCCCGGAUCCUAACUGCGAAGUUGCUUGCACCGGCUGGAAGGACUACAAGGCACACAUUCGUCGCGACCACCAUCGUCUCGUCUGCCAACUCUGCAUCUCAAACAAGAAGAUCUUUGCACAUGAACACACGCUUCACACUGAGCAGUCGCUCGUCGCUCACGAGAAAGCCGAACACCGACUGUGCGAGUAUGAUCGCCAACUCUUCUACAGCGACGACGAGUUGUUUACACACAUGCGCGACAGGCACGAACAGUGUCACAUCUGCAAAGCGUCUGGCAGCGACGAAGAGCGUUGGAAGUAUUAUCGCGAUUACGACAUGCUCGAAAAGCAUUUCAGGAGGGAUCACUGGCUGUGCGAAAACAGCCAGUGUUUGCAGGACAAGUUCCAGGUGUUUGCCAACGAGAUGGACUUUAAAGCGCAUCAAUUGGAAAAGCAUGGCAACGAGUUGAGCACCAGAGAGAGGAGGGAGGCGUUGCGCAUCGACGCUGGCUUUACCUACGAUGACGGUGCUACGGAUGCUGGCUUGUCGUUUGGCGGUAGGGGUGGUAAGAAAGGCAAAGCACGAGCUCAACCAAGUACAGCGCCAGCGACAGCGUCAGCGGCAGAAGCCUCGGGUUCGAACAACCGCGACGUUCUGCGCGUUUCAACGCUUGCUUCGCGACCGCACGUUCCCGGCGCUGGUCCUGCCAACCACGAAUCUCGACGUGCCAUGUUCGGCUCCGGGCUCACCAACGCUCCAACGCCGCAGCUGGUGUCGACGGAUCCUGCUCGCACCGUUGCCGAGACGCGCUCGGUUGAACAACGUCACCAAGCGUACAUGGACCAAGUGACUGCGAUGCUAGGCACGUCCGAAUCGCGCAUCACCUCAUUCCGACACGCAGUGCGUGUGUUCAACAAGGGCGAAUCGUCGGCGCGCGAUCUGAUCUCGACGUUGCACUCGCUCGUUGGCGAUUUGGACAGAUGUGCACCUCUCGUCAAAGGACUGAUGGAGCUUGUGGAUGAUGCGGACAAGACCAACGCAUUGCGUGAGGCGUGGGAUCAGUAUCGGAACGAACGCACCCAAUUUCCUUCGCUCACGCCAGCGGGUAGCAGUGUAGCGAUUGCGGCUGGUACACGAUCUGCUGGAGCUGGGGCUGGGGCUGGAGCAGGUCAACGCCGAGGCACGCUUCGGAGUAUGAAGAACUCGUCGGCUGCGUCGUCGAGUCUGGUCUGGGACAAUGUUGAGCGUGCUGCAUCGGCGAGUUCGGGACAUGGAUCCGGUGGACCAGUGGCGCUUCGGCAGCAUUUUCCGGCUCUCACAUCCAGUGGUCCCAAGCCGACGGCUUCGAUUCCCGGGUCGCUUGCACAUGCGGUUGCGCACGCUAUGCCAGCACGUGCCAAUUCGAGCCAUCCCAGAUCGACAUCAUCCGCUGCGUCGAACAGUGCAUCGACUACGCCGAAACCGUUUGUUGAACGUGUACACUCGACGCAUUCGUCUGGCAGUGUGGCUCGGGGCUCGGGCGGGUUUCCGAGCUUGCCGAGUAAUGCGGAUCGGGCAAGGUUGAACGCACACAAACGUGCACUUUUCGCGAGCAAGUCGAGCACCGCUCCGGUCAGUGCGAGUCUGUCCGGUACGAGCACUCCGUCCGCAUCGGCGUGGUCAGCACAGGCGGCGGAGAGGAUGGAUGAUUUUCCGGAAAUGGCUACGAAUCGCGCAGGCGCUCUCGAUCUCGAUGGGCUCGCAGAUGCACUGGGCGCGUCGUUGCGAGACAGCUCGACAAAGGCGAGGCGGAACAAGGGUGUGCAGAUGAUGACUCUUGGUGGCGUGCAUCGUGGAUAG
Mycosarcoma maydis (corn smut) is the source of this 2424-nucleotide messenger RNA. Its product is annotated as E3 ubiquitin-protein ligase HEL2. Bases 1 to 2424 code for a protein of 807 amino acids. NCBI's taxonomy places the organism in Eukaryota, Fungi, Basidiomycota, Ustilaginomycetes, Ustilaginales. Gene Ontology annotation, molecular function: ubiquitin protein ligase activity; ribosome binding. The record is from RefSeq and is a predicted model, not a curated record. Gene Ontology annotation, biological process: rescue of stalled cytosolic ribosome; protein ubiquitination. The transcript has a single exon.